This is a messenger RNA of Metarhizium robertsii ARSEF 23, 1254 nucleotides long. Its product is annotated as Transcription factor, FAR1-related protein. The record is from RefSeq and is a predicted model, not a curated record. NCBI's taxonomy places the organism in Eukaryota, Fungi, Ascomycota, Sordariomycetes, Hypocreales, Clavicipitaceae. The coding region runs from base 1 to 1254 and encodes 417 amino acids. The transcript is spliced from 2 exons.
AUGGGGGCAAUGAUACGAAACGUAAAGUGUCUGGUUCUGAAUUCAGGAACUAAUUCAUCUGAUGUGUGUGGUCCGCGACACCACAGUACGAGAAUUCGCCAAUGGGGCUGGGCAGUUCCUUCCAAUUAUGAUGAUGACAAUGAUGGAAAUGAGGGAAGGCGCGUUGGGCUGAUUGACGAUGAUGGGGACCGCACAAGGGUGCGUGUGGCUCCAUCAACACAAACAUCUCGCACCACCCCAGAGCCAAAUCCGCACACCCCUCUUACACCAUCACAAAUCACAGCUCGGAAGUAUCGUCCAAUGUUCGGGAUUUUGGAGGCGGCUGCGGUCCCUCACUCGGGCAUCUUCAAUACCUAUGAAGACCUCAUGCUCGAUCUCAACAGGCGCAUGGAAAGGGAAGGCUACAAAAUUGUCAAGGCGAGAUCCCAUCGUAACAAGAUCGGCGGCGGUGAUGUGGCCGGGAACGAGAUAGUUCGCUGCGAUCUGGUGUGUGACCGCGGAGGACGACCGUACAAAUCUACAGCUACCAAACACAAGACGCACACCAAGAAGACGGGCUGCCCGUGGAAGGCAAAGGCCGUGAAUCGCAAAUCAGUUGGCGGCUGGGUUCUGACCGUAUUCUGCAACGAACACAAUCACGAGGCCGGAACACCUGAACCUCCCAGCGUACCGGAGGCUUGCGAAGAGGAUGGUACCGAUGCAGACAAUGAAGACGAAAUUCAUGCCGGACCAAGACCAGAUCCCGAGACUUCGGCAGCCCUUCGAGUCGCGGGAGUAUCGGACAGCACUUUGCGCCUAACUGGAGACACAUUCCAUCACCUCAAGACGGAAUACCGAAAGAUGACACAAGGAGACCGUCUUAAUGCCCUGGCACAGCUGCAACUGCGAAUAGCAGCGCUUUAUGCUGUCCAGAAUGAAGAUAUGCAGAGGCAGAGACGGCAAGAAAAUCAGCAUCAGCGUCAUCGGGCCGUCGACGCCAGCAGGAACACUCUAUCCACGCAAAAAUACCGUGCGCGAAGACACCCGAGAACCCAAGAUGAGCAGCAGAAACAGGCAACCAAUCUCCCAGCAGAGCCCGAGCUGUCGUUGACCGAGGACCUCGUGCACAUAGGUCCCAACCACACUCCAGAUGCGUUAAUGCAGGGGCCACAUUUCCAACUGACCGUCCCUGGCAGUGCAAUGGACAGUGUCGAGAUGCCACAAUAUCACGGAUCCUCCAAGAGGAUGAGGCCGUACCGAACCCAAGGCACAUGA